Molecule: messenger RNA, 2194 nt
Organism: Amborella trichopoda
Lineage: Eukaryota; Viridiplantae; Streptophyta; Magnoliopsida; Amborellales; Amborellaceae
Biological process (GO): protein folding
Cellular component (GO): plasmodesma
Molecular function (GO): protein-folding chaperone binding
Source: RefSeq, a predicted model, not a curated record
AAAUAACGCACGCUUGGCGCCGAACUUUCUCCCGCCGCUCUCGCUCUCGCUCUCUCUGUAACUUUCUGGAAAACUCUCUACUCUCUCUCUCUCUCUCUCUCUCUCUCUUCUCUCCUCUUCUCUUCUAGAAAACCCUGGAAUCGAUAAACUUCCUCUCUUCCUAUAAACAGCCCCGUCUUUCAUUUUCAUCACCAACCUAUUAAAGCGAAGUCUAGGGCUUUUAAUCUCGUCUAUAAGCUCUUUUCCGUCCACGUGAGACUUUUCCCGAUCGGUUUCUCGUCUAUACCUGUGUUUUCCGACCGAUUUUCCGAUCAGUUCCGGCCAUACAUACGAGUUUCCGAUACCUGCAAGUUCUACGAUUUUUCAAUCAGUCUUCCGGCCGGCCAAACAUUCGAGUUUACGAUACCUGCAAGUUCUAGCCAUGGAGAGGGCCUUCUUCGAUAGGCAUUGGGGCAAUGCCAGCCGUAACUACCUUGCGCGAAAAAGCCGAGCAGUUCCAGGUCAAACUAAACCACAGACCUCGCCUCGCCAACAACCCAAGCCGGAGCGUCCUCGUAAGGUAGUUUCGAUCCCUGUACAGUUUGUGAGUUCAGAGUGUGCCCAGUCUGAUUCUGCUCUCAAAAUUCAGAGAGUGUUUAGGGGGUUUAGAGUGAGAAAGUGUGUGAAAUUGAUCAGAAAGGUGAAAGCAGAGGCUGUUCUGCUUGGACGCCUGGUUCUUGAACCUGAAACUCAGGCCUUAAUUAGAAGUCAUGAGAGAGAGAGAUUGAGGAUGUAUGAGACUCUCAUGUCUCUGCUUUUUCGACUGGAUUCGAUCCCUAGUGUGAAUUUGGCUGUUCGAGAGUGUCGCAAAGGUGUGAUUCGAGAGGUUGUCAAGCUUCAGGAGAUGGUUGAUGAGAUUUCUUCUCAGAAACCAAGUCUUGAUCAAGCUCCUGAGGCACCUGUUACAGAGGAGCAAGCUAUGAAUUGCAAUAUGAAGAAUGAACCUCUGAAGGUUGAGGAAGUUUCAGAAGAAUGUCAUGGUCAGGUUGUAGGGGACUGUGUUUGUGGUGAUUCUGAUGAAGAAACCGUAGCAACCAUGAAAGUAAACAAAGAAACCCUAGAAACAAUGGAGCCGACCAAAAAAACCCUAGAAACUAUGGAGCCGACCAAAAGAACCCGAGAAACUAUGGAGCCAGCCAAAGAAACCCUAGAAAGCGUGACCAAAGAAAUAAUAGAGACCAUGGAGCCAGCCAAAUUACCCCAAGAAGUUGAAGAACUUGAAAGAGAGGAACAGGAAGAGGGUUAUUCUGGUGAGCGUAAUGAAGAAAAGUUAGAGACCAUGGAGGUAGCAGAGGAUCCUGGAACUGAAGCCAAAGAAGAAUGCCUCAACCAGACAGGAUGGGAAUGUACGGAUUACCAUGGAGAUUGGGAACAAGAGGAUCAAGAUUGGGAGCAUGUUGAUCAAGAAGAAGAUGUUUGUCAUGAUUCUAUAGAUAGAACCCUAGAAAAAGAAGGCCAGAGAGAGAUCAACAUGGAAAUUGAGACAAGAAAGGAAGAAGGCCAUGACUCUGAAGCUUUUGAAGAAACCCCAGAAAAAGAUCAAUCUCCAAGUCAUUCCAAAAACACCAUGGAAUUGCAUAGGGGUGAAGAAGAAGCAGGGAAAUUUGGGUUUGUACUGAGGAAGAUGGUCGAUGAUAAUGAGAAGCUUAAGCAAAUGAUUUAUGACCUUUGCGAGAAGAGUGCUAUUCAAAGUAGGUUGAUAACCAGGCUUUCACUGAAGGUUGAUGAUCUAGAGAGAAUGGUGAGGAGUGAGAGGAGAAAGAGAAAGAAGCAGAAGCAACAGGAUAUGCCGGUGAAGGAAGGCUGGUUCUGAAGAGUGAUACAAUAAAUUCUUCCUGAUUUGAUUUCUAGUAAACUCUCACUCUAGACCUCUGAUUUGUCCAUGGAGAUUGAUAUAAUUUUGAUUCUUAGGGAACCCACUCUAAUUUCCCUGUUAAUACUCUCUCUUACAUUUUGAUUUCUGCCAAUCCCUGUUAAUACUCUCUCUUACAUUUUGAUUUCUGCCAAUUUUGGGUCCUGCUAACUUAUGGAGUUGUAUCGGAAAUCACUGGAUAUAUAUUCUUCUGCGCUUCCUCAUGUGUUAAAUCUAAUGCAUUCUCUUUUUAAUUGAAUGUCUCUCUUUUCUUAUUCCUAAUAAAGUCUUUUUGUUUGUCUA